GCUGUCACAGCGGAUGAAGCCUGGAAGAACCGCUACCGCUGACUAUGUUUGCUUUUCUAAAUGUCUUUAGCUUGUUAAUGUUUGCAUUCAAGAACAUGUCAACUUCAAUUAGCCUUUCAUUACGAAACAAGAAGAUUAGGAUGUUUUCUUCUGAUACAGCCUUGGUUCUAACUACCCAUGAAACGUAGAGGAUGCUUGCAUUAUAUUCACCGCGUUCCGGUGUUGGUCGACCGUCCAGUGCCUUUAGUGGACUCAAGUGUGAUUUUUUCCCCACGAGGAAGUAGCAUCCGCUAACACUUUUACAUCGAAAAUAUCCUGUGUGAUCUGCUGGGGCGGCAUAGACUAUGACCAGCGAAUGUUUUCUCAAUAAUACGUGUGCUGACCAUGAUGGGACCGCGGAUACAGAACGAGCCAGAGGCAACCAUGAGUACAACAGGUCAAUCUUUGAGUUCCCAUGGUGACAGAUCUCCGGGGCCCUCGGAGGAAGUGCAGAACAACAGGAACAGCUCGGGCGUCCUCCUGGACAUCUCGGCCCUCAGGCUGGCCGAGGUGGUCGAAGUCCCUCCUCUUCCUCCUCGCUACCGGUUCAGGGACCUGCUGCUGGGAGAUCAGUCCUUCCACAACGACGACAGGGUCCAGGUGGAGUUCUACGUGAAUGAGAACACCUUUAAAGAGAGGCUCAAGCUGUUCUUCAUCAAAAACCAAAGGUCCAGCCUGAGGAUUCGUAUGUUCAACUUCUGCCUGAAGCUGUUGACCUGCGCCCUGUACGCUCUGAGAGUGGCCCUGGAUGACCCUGAGGAGGUCGGGCGGUCUGCCUGCAGUGUCAACUGUUCAACUGUCAACCUAACAAGAUCUGUGACCGAUUCAACACAAAUCAACUGGGAGUUGAUAUUUUGGGUGAACAGAAAGGUUCCUCUAUGGGCGAUCCAGGUGAUAGUGGCCUUAAUCAGCUUCCUGGAGGCCAUGCUCCUGACGUACCUCAGCUACAAGGGAAACAUUUGGGAGCAGAUCUUUCAGAUAUCCUUCACCCUUGAGAUGAUCAACACAGUGCCAUUCAUAAUCACGAUCUUCUGGCCUCCGUUGAGGAAUAUUUUCAUCCCAGUGUUUCUUAACUGCUGGUUAGCCAAGUGUGCCCUGGAAAAUAUGAUCAAUGAUCUCCACCGAGCCAUCCAGAGGACUCACUCAGCCAUGUUCAACCAGGUGCUCAUCCUCAUCUGCACCCUGCUGUGCCUGGUCUUCACCGGGGCGUGCGGCAUUCAGCACCUGGAGAGAGCGGGGAAGAACCUGUCCCUCUUCAACGCGCUCUACUUCUGCAUCGUCACCUUCUCCACGGUGGGCUACGGGGACGUCACGCCCCAGAUCUGGCCCUCCCAGCUGCUCGUGGUCAUCCUCAUCUGUGUGGCUCUGGUGGUUCUCCCUCUGCAGUUCGAGGAGCUGGCCUACCUGUGGAUGGAGCGCCAGAAGUCUGGCGGAAACUACAGCCGCCACCGCGCCCAGACCGAGAAGCACGUGGUGCUGUGCGUCAGCUCGCUCAAGAUCGACCUGCUCAUGGACUUCCUCAACGAGUUCUACGCUCACCCCAGACUACAGGACUACUACGUGGUCAUCCUGUGUCCCACCGAGAUGGACAUCCAGGUCCGCCGGAUCCUGCAGAUCCCCCUGUGGUCUCAGAGGGUAAUCUACCUGCAGGGCUCCGCUCUCAAGGACCAGGACCUGAUGAGGGCCAAGAUGGACGAUGCGGAGGCUUGCUUCAUCCUGAGCAGCAGGAACGAGGCGGACCGCACGGCUGCAGACCACCAGACCAUCCUUAGAGCCUGGGCUGUGAAGGACUUCGCCCCCAACUGUCCCCUCUAUGUCCAGAUACUUAAACCUGAAAACAAGUUCCACGUCAAGUUCGCCGAUCAUGUGGUGUGUGAGGAGGAGUUCAAGUAUGCCAUGUUGGCCCUCAACUGUGUGUGUCCGGCCACCUCCACCCUGGUCACCCUGCUCGUUCAUACCUCCAGAGGACAGGAGGGCCAGAUGUCCCCAGAGCAGUGGCAGAGGACCUACGGACGUUGCUCGGGCAACGAGGUCUACCACAUCCGCCUGGCUGACAGCAAGUUCUUCGGGGAGUACGACGGGAAGAGCUUCACCUACGCCUCCUUCCACGCUCACAAGAAGUACGGCGUGUGUCUGAUUGGCGUCAAGCGGGAGGACAACAAGAGCAUCCUGCUGAACCCGGGCCCCCGCCACAUCAUGGCGGCCCCGGACACCUGCUACUACAUCAACAUCACCAAGGAGGAGAACUCCAGCUUCAUCUUCAAGGAGGAGGAGAAGCAGGGCCUGCCGUCGGCCGGCCUGUACGACGCCCCCUCCCUGCCCGUGCACAGCAUCAUCGCCAGCAUGGGUACGGUGGCCAUGGACCUCCAGCACCCAGAGCCCGAGGAGGACAGCAGCAAGCUGGCUCCGCCCACGGAGAACGGCGGCGGGAGCCGGCGGCCGAGCAUCGCCCCCGUCCUGGAGAUCGCAGACUCCGCCGCCAUCCUGCCCUGCGACCUGCUCAGCGACCAAUCAGAGGACGAGGCCAACCAAUCGGACGAGGAGGGCUCGGUGGGGUCAGACUUCGUCAAAGGCUACCCACCCAACUCCCCGUACAUCGGAAGCUCCCCCACCCUGUGCCACCUUCUCCCCCAGAAGGCUCCCUUCUGCUGUCUCCGUCUGGACAAGGGCUGCAAGCACAACAGCUUUGAGGACGCCAAGGCCUACGGCUUCAAGAACAAGCUGAUCAUCGUGUCCGCCGAGACGGCCGGGAACGGCCUGUACAACUUCAUCGUGCCCCUGAGGGCCUACUACCGCCCCAGGAAGGAGCUGAACCCCCUCGUGCUGCUGUUGGACUACCCGCCAGACAACCAUUUCCUGGAGGCCAUCUGCUGCUUCCCCAUGGUCUACUUCAUGGCUGGAACCAUCGAUAACCUGGACAACCUGCUGCAGUGUGGCAUCAUCUACGCUGACAACCUGGUGGUGGUGGACAAGGAGAGCACGAUGAGCGCUGAGGAGGACUACAUGGCCGACGCCAAGACCAUCGUCAACGUUCAGACCAUGUUCAGAUUGUUCCCCAGUCUCAGCAUCAUCACAGAGCUGACCCAUCCCUCGAACAUGAGGUUCAUGCAGUUCAGAGCCAAAGACUGCUACUCCCUGGCUCUGUCCAAGCUGGAGAAGAUAGAGCGUGAUAAGGGUUCCAACCUGGCAUUUAUGUUUCGUCUGCCGUUUGCUGCAGGCCGGGUGUUCAGUAUCAGUAUGCUGGACACUCUGCUCUACCAGUCUUUUGUGAAGGACUAUAUGAUUGCUAUAGCCAGACUACUACUGGGGCUGGACACCACACCUGGAUCUGGAUACCUGUGUGCAGUGAAGGUGACAGAGGAGGACCUGUGGAUCCGGACGUACGGCAGACUGUUCCAGAAGCUGUGCUCCUCCAGUGCUGAGAUUCCUAUAGGCAUUUACCGCACUGAGUCCCACAUGUUCUCGUCCUCUGAGUCUCAGGUGUCCAUCAACAUCGAAGACGGCGACGAGCGCAGGGGCCCCGACCGCCAGGGGUCCUGGAAGGAGAGGCCCCGCCACAGGAGCUCCUCGGCCAGCGACCAGUCGGAGCACCCGCUCCUCCGGAAGAAGAGCCUGCAGUGGGCUCGCCGCCUGAGCCGCAAGAGCGCCAAGCCCCCCAGCCGGACCGAGCGCAUCUCCCAGCAGCGGCUCAACCUCUACCGGCGCUCGGAGCGCCAGGAGCUGUCGGAGCUGGUGAAGAACCGCAUGAAGCACCUGGGUCUGCCCACCGUGGGAUAUGAUGAGAUGAACGAUCAUCAGAACACUCUGUCCUACGUGCUGAUCAACCCUCCGCCCGACACCAUGCUGGAGCUCAACGAUGUAGUGUACAUCAUCCGGUCUGACCCAUUGGCUCAUGUGCCAGAUGAGCCCAGCAGCCCGGCGCCUGCCGGCCAGUCCAGCAGCAGCAGGAGCAAGCAUGAGUUUGGCACCGAGAGCAGAGACGAGACCCACCUCUAAGACCUCACCAUGUCAUUAGACGGAGGGGGGGGGGGGGGGGGGGGGGGGCACCUCUCCCUCCAUCCCCCACUCCCUCCAUUGCCCUCCCCAGCUCCUCUCCCUACACCCCCCUACCCCAGAGGAUGUUUAACUGAGCUGCUAUUGUAAGGAGGCUGCCGGAAAGGGCCUCUAAUCCUUAACCCUCUAACUCCUUCACCAAAACCCUCUAACCCUUAACCCUCUAACUCCUU
Molecule: messenger RNA, 4265 nt
Organism: Osmerus eperlanus (European smelt)
Lineage: Eukaryota; Metazoa; Chordata; Actinopteri; Osmeriformes; Osmeridae
Product: potassium channel subfamily T member 1-like
Biological process (GO): potassium ion transmembrane transport
Cellular component (GO): plasma membrane
Molecular function (GO): outward rectifier potassium channel activity; intracellular sodium-activated potassium channel activity
Source: RefSeq, a predicted model, not a curated record